CAGAAACAGACGCAAACAACUGAAAGAGAUCGUUUGUGCUUUAGUUUCUCGUUGUCCAAUUCAGCACCAAGGACAGCGAUCAAACCUCCAACUCCAGCCUGAAGCAACGACGUAGUGCAGUAUCUGGACCCGACGCAAUGAUGAUCCGGCUCAGCUCCCACUUCCUGACGCUUUUCGCUCUUCUGAAUGUGUUCUGCUCCCGCACAUCGGGGUUCCCGGCCCUCGGAACCUACUCCCACCUGGGGCUGCGAAAUGCUGUUGGUUUCGAUGGACAGUCCAGUGAGGAUCAGUCACAAUCACCAGUGGGAGCUGAUAGUGGCGUUUACCAAAACCCAUUGUCAGACAGCGACAAAGUCUAUUACCAGUUCUCCGCCAGCAUGCCAAGAGCAAAACGACAUUCAGACGCAAUUUUUACCAAUGACUACAACAAACUGCUUGGUGAAAUAGCUGCUAGGAUAUAUCUGGAAUUACUGAUGGGGAAAAGAACCCAGGAUGAGAAGAACACAAGCAAACGUCACGAUGAUGGUAGUUUCACCGAUCUGUACUGAGGGAGAAGGCAUUGAACGACUUUAUCAAUCAGCUGAUAAAUGGAGAGCUACGCCUGCAAGAUGCAAACUCAGCCAACCCCU
This is a messenger RNA of Hemiscyllium ocellatum (epaulette shark), 629 nucleotides long. Its product is annotated as VIP peptides-like. NCBI's taxonomy places the organism in Eukaryota, Metazoa, Chordata, Chondrichthyes, Orectolobiformes, Hemiscylliidae. The transcript is spliced from 6 exons. The coding region runs from base 138 to 548 and encodes 136 amino acids. The record is from RefSeq and is a predicted model, not a curated record. Gene Ontology annotation, cellular component: extracellular region; neuron projection; perikaryon. Gene Ontology annotation, biological process: learning or memory; epinephrine secretion; regulation of protein localization. Gene Ontology annotation, molecular function: neuropeptide hormone activity; peptide hormone receptor binding.